AUGAAAGGAUGGUGUGAUGCCCUGACGGUGGUGGUGGAGGACCUGAGGCUGUGUUCAGUCAAACCUUGCGAGGACGGAGAGAGGAGGUUCUGCUUCGAGGUGGUGUCCCCCACUAAGAGCUGUAUGCUCCAGGCAGAGUCAGAGAAGUUACGGCAGGCCUGGAUCCAGGCUGUACAGGCCUCCAUCGCCUCUGCAUACAGAGAGAUAUCAGACAACUACUACAUCGAGCGUCUGGACCGGACAGCAUCCCCCUCUACCAGCAGUAUAGACUCAGCUAGCGAGCCCCGAGGGGGGAGAGGGGGUGAGGGCAGGGGGGAGAGCAUCCUCCACCGGGUGCAGACCCUGCCUGGUAAUGAGCUGUGUUGUGACUGCUCCCAGGCUGCACCAUGCUGGGCCUCCAUCAACCUGGGAGUCCUGCUCUGCAUCGAGUGCUCUGGCAUACACAGGAGUCUGGGAGUUCACUGCUCCAAGGUGCGUUCACUAACACUGGACUCCUGGGAACCAGAGCUACUCAAGUUGAUGUGUGAGCUGGGUAACAAUGUGAUUAACCGCAUCUAUGAGGGAGCCUGUGAGGAACUGGGAGUGAAGAAACCUGGACCUUCCAGUCCUAGACAAGAGAAGGAGGCGUGGAUUAAGGCUAAAUAUGUGGAGAGGCGUUUCCUGAAGAAGAUGAGCGUCAGUGACUCAUUAGUGGAAGGCGAGAGGAAGUCCCGCCCCUGGAGCGUGAAGAAGUGCCAUCGCCACAACAGCUCCAGGCGAGGAGCGCCCAAAACCCGCCGGAAAUACCGACACGACCCCGGUUUGAUUUCACCGGGAAACCUCUCCGCAGCGGCAGCAAAGCUCCGUCGUGACUCUCUGUUUUGUCCUGAUGAGAUGGACAACCUCUUCUCCUACUUCGACACCGGCAACGGCACCCGCAGCCCUGCAGGUCUGAGCAGCGACAGUGGGCUGGGAGGCAGUACAGACGGGAGCACAGACAUCCUGGUGUUUGGCUCAGUGGUGGACAGUGUCACCGAGGAGGAGUGUGAGGGUGAGUCAGAAGAGGAGGAGUCUAGUGGCGAGGUGGAGAUAGAGCAGGAGGCGGGAUCAGACCCUGAGGAGCCCCUCUCCCCGGGGGCGUUGCUCUACCGGUCGUCACGGCUACACAACCUGCCACUCAUGGCCGAGGCGCUGGCGCACGGGGCAGACGUCCACUCUGCCAGCGAUGAGGAGGGAAAGACCCCGCUCAUACAGGCCGUGACAGGGGGCUCUCUAAUAGCGUGUGAGUUCCUGCUGCAGAAUGGGGCUGAUGUGAACCAGAGGGACAUGAAGGGGAGAGGACCCCUACACCACGCUACCUACCUGGGACAUACAGGUCAGGUGUGUCUGUUCCUGAAGAGAGGGGCUUGUCAGACGGAGGUGGAUGAGGAAGGUCACGACCCUCUGAGCAUGGCUGUCCAGGCCGCUAACGCCGAUAUUGUUACACUGUUGCGGUUAGCACGGAUGAACGAGGAGAUGCGCGAGGCGGAGGGUCCGUUUGGUCAGCCAGGUGACACAACAUAUCACAUCUUUCGGGAGUCCUCGCUCAUGGCGUCCCACAAGCCCGAGAAGCUAAAGAGGAGAAUGCACUUCAACAACUGCCAGACGUAGUCCAUGAUGACAUCAAAACAUACUUCAGCCACUGCCUGAGGUAGUC
Messenger RNA from Salvelinus namaycush (lake trout), 1675 nucleotides. Its product is annotated as arf-GAP with coiled-coil, ANK repeat and PH domain-containing protein 3-like. Gene Ontology annotation, molecular function: protein binding; GTPase activator activity. The record is from RefSeq and is a predicted model, not a curated record. Lineage: Eukaryota; Metazoa; Chordata; Actinopteri; Salmoniformes; Salmonidae. The transcript has 14 exons. Bases 1 to 1629 code for a protein of 542 amino acids.